Messenger RNA from Parnassius apollo (apollo), 360 nucleotides. NCBI's taxonomy places the organism in Eukaryota, Metazoa, Arthropoda, Insecta, Lepidoptera, Papilionidae. The record is from the annotation of a GenBank genome assembly.
AUGGAUCGCUACGUUUUGCUCUGGCUAACUUGCACUGUGGUUUGCGUAUCAGCAUGGUCUCGGCCUUUCUACCCAGUCCACAGAGUCAAUGCACCGACCAGGGUAACACGGUUUGCUCCUCCACCUCACCCACCUUACCCACCUCAUCCGCCUCGUCAUAGAGCACCUCCACCGAUCCCCCAAGAGGAACCCCAAUGGCAAAGACCGAAGCGCGAACAUUACGAAGACCACAACCACGAUUACGACCACCGCGCCACCAGCGGCGUUACCGGACCAGUUCAUACGUUUGUGAAAACCGACAAGAACGCUAACUAUAAGUGGGGGGUCCGCCAUCACGUGGGAAACAAAUACGCUUCAUAG